Messenger RNA from Strongyloides ratti, 3207 nucleotides. RefSeq lists its product as hypothetical. The transcript is spliced from 28 exons. Bases 1 to 3207 code for a protein of 1068 amino acids. NCBI's taxonomy places the organism in Eukaryota, Metazoa, Nematoda, Chromadorea, Rhabditida, Strongyloididae. The record is from RefSeq and is a predicted model, not a curated record.
AUGGAAUUGAAGUCCAAUCAAGGCAGAACCUCAACCUCUCUGGAUGCUGUGGAUGGAAUGGGACUCAAAUCAAGGCAGAACUUCAACAAAGAACACUUCAACCUCUCUGGAUGCUGUGGAUGGACUGGGACUCUGUGGAUAGAAUGGGACUCUGUGGAAAGAAAGGAACUCCAACAAAGAACACUUCAACCUCUCUGGAUGCUGUGGAUGGGCUGGGACUCCAAUCAAGGCAGAACUUCAACCUCUCUGGAUGCUGUGGAUGGAAUGGAACUCUGUGGAAAGAAAGGAACUCCAACAAAGAACACUUCAACCUCUCUGGAUGCUGUGGAUGGAAUUGGAGUCCAAUCAAGGCAGAACCUCAACCUCUCUGGAUGCUGUGGAUGGAAUGGGACUCAAAUCAAGGCAGAACUUCAACAAAGGUAUGUUUUUAUUAUUUUUUUUUCUUAUUUAUUAUCAUUUUUAGAACACUUCAACCUCUCUGGAUGCUGUGGAUGGGCUGGGACUCCAAUCAAGGCAGAACUUCAACCUCUCUGGAUGCUGUGGAUGGAAUGGAACUCUGUGGAAAGAAAGGAACUCCAACAAAGAACACUUCAACCUCUCUGGAUGCUGUGGAUGGAAUUGGAGUCCAAUCAAGGCAGAACUUCAACCUCGCUGGAUGCUGUGGAUGGAAUGGGACUCUGUGGAAAGAAAGGAACUGCAACAAAGAACACUUCAACCUCUCUGGAUGCUGUGGAUGGAAUGGGACUCUGUGGAAAGAAAGGAACUCCAACAAAGAACACUUCAACCUCUCUGGAUGCUGUGGAUGGAAUUGGAGUCCAAUCAAGGCAGAACCUCAACCUCUCUGGAUGCUGUGGAUGGAAUGGGACUCAAAUCAAGGCAGAACUUCAACAAAGAACACUUCAACCUCUCUGGAUGCUGUGGAUGGGCUGGGACUCUAAUCAAGGCAGAACUUCAACCUCUCUGGAUGCUGUGGAUGGACUGGGACUCUGUGGAUGGAAUGGGACUCUAACACUUCAACCUCUCUGGAUGCUGUGGAUGGGCUGGGACUCCAAUCAAGGCAGAACCUCAACCUCUCUGGAUUGCUGUGGAUGGGCUGGGACUCCAAUCAAGGCAGAACUUCAACCUCUCUGGAUGCUGUGGAUGGAAUGGGACUCUGUGGAAAGAAAGGAACUCCAACAAAGAACACUUCAACCUCUCUGGAUGCUGUGGAUGGACUGGGACUCUGUGGAUGGAAUGGGACUCUGUGGAAAGAAAGGAACUCCAACAAAGAACACUUCAACCUCUCUGGAUGCUGUGGAUGGAAUUGGAGUCCAAUCAAGGCAGAACCUCAACCUCUCUGGAUGCUGUGGAUGGAAUGGGACUCAAAUCAAGGCAGAACUUCAACAAAGAACACUUCAACCUCUCUGGAUGCUGUGGAUGGACUGGGACUCUGCAGAACUUCAACCUCUCUGGAUGCUGUGGAUGGAAUGGAACUCUGUGGAAAGAAAGGAACUCCAACAAAGAACACUUCAACCUCUCUGGAUGCUGUGGAUGGAAUUGGAGUCCAAUCAAGGCAGAACCUCAACCUCUCUGGAUGCUGUGGAUGGAAUGGGACUCAAAUCAAGGCAGAACUUCAACAAAGAACACUUCAACCUCUCUGGAUGCUGUGGAUGGGCUGGGACUCUAAUCAAGGCAGAACUUCAACCUCUCUGGAUGCUGUGGAUGGACUGGGACUCUGUGGAUGGAAUGGAACUCUGUGGAAAGAAAGGAACUCCAACAAAGAACACUUCAACCUCUCUGGAUGCUGUGGAUGGAAUUGGAGUCCAAUCAAGGCAGAACCUCAACCUCUCUGGAUGCUGUGGAUGGAAUGGGACUCAAAUCAAGGCAGAACUUCAACAAAGAACACUUCAACCUCUCUGGAUGCUGUGGAUGGAAUGGGACUCUGUGGAAAGAAAGGAACUCCAACAAAGAACACUUCAACCUCUCUGGAUGCUGUGGAUGGAAUUGGAGUCCAAUCAAGGCAGAACCUCAACCUCUCUGGAUGCUGUGGAUGGAAUGGGACUCAAAUCAAGGCAGAACUUCAACAAAGAACACUUCAACCUCUCUGGAUGCUGUGGAUGGGCUGGGACUCUAAUCAAGGCAGAACUUCAACCUCUCUGGAUGCUGUGGAUGGACUGGGACUCUGUGGAUGGAAUGGGACUCUGUGGAAAGAAAGGAACUCCAACAAAGAACACUUCAACCUCUCUGGAUGCUGUGGAUGGAAUUGGAGUCCAAUCAAGGCAGAACCUCAACCUCUCUGGAUGCUGUGGAUGGAAUGGGACUCAAAUCAAGGCAGAACUUCAACAAAGAACACUUCAACCUCUCUGGAUGCUGUGGAUGGACUGGGACUCUGUGGAUAGAAUGGGACUCUGUGGAAAGAAAGGAACUCCAACAAAGAACACUUCAACCUCUCUGGAUGCUGUGGAUGGAAUGGAACUCAAAUCAAGGCAGAACGUCAACCUCUCUGGAUGCUGUGGAUGGAAUGGGACUCUGUGGAAAGAAAGGAACUCCAACAAAGAACACUUCAACCUCUCUGGAUGCUGUGGAUGGACUGGGACUCCAAUCAAGGCAGAACUUCAACCUCGCUGGAUGCUGUGGAUGGAAUGGGACUCUGUGGAUGGAAUGGGACUGCAACAAAGAAAACUCCUAUCAGAACUUCCUUCAACCUCUUUGGAUGCUGUGGAAAGAAUCGGACUCCAAUCAAGGCAGAACUUCAACCUCUCUGGAUGCUGUGGAAAGAAAGGAACUUCAACAAAGAAAACUCCAAUCAAGGCAGAAUUUCAACCUCUCCGGAUGCUGUGGAAAGAAUGGAACUCCAAUCAAGCAGAACUUCAACCUCUCUGGAUGCUGUGGAAGGAAUGGGACUCCAAUCAAGGCAGAACUUCAACCUCUCUGGAUGCUGUGGAAGGACUGGGACUCCAAUCAAGGCAAAACUUCAACCUCUCUGGAUGCUGUGGAAAAGAAUGGGAUUUCAACAAAAAACUUCCUUCAACCUCUCUGGAUGCUGUGGAAAGAAAAGGACUUCAACAAAGAAAAAUUCAAUUCAAUCAGAAAUUUCUUCCUACUUCUCUGGUUAUCUUGAAUAAGAAUGUUCCUUCUACUAAAGUCUUAUUUUAUUUUAAUGUGGUCUUUAUUGCAAUUAAAAAAUUUUAUGAUUGCAAAAUUAAUGAUUUUCUAUAUUUUUACUGA